Molecule: messenger RNA, 447 nt
Organism: Arabidopsis lyrata subsp. lyrata
Lineage: Eukaryota; Viridiplantae; Streptophyta; Magnoliopsida; Brassicales; Brassicaceae
Source: RefSeq, a predicted model, not a curated record
AAAAAAUGCAUAGUAUUGAUGUUGUUGAUGGCGGUAGUAAUAGCGACCAUGGGAGGAGAAGUAGAAGGAGUUUCAUGCGAGAUCAAGUGCAUGCUUAAGUGUGGUGGUCUCUUGGCAGUGCGCGCAUACAUGGCAUGCAUCGAGCCAUGUAUGCACGCACAAUGCCACAAACCACCUAGUCCUCCAUCUCAAUCAUCGAUGGAUGCUAUAGGAAGGAGAAACAUCAAAGAAGUUGAAGGACUUUCAUGUAUGGACAAAUGCAUGUUCUUGUGCGGGCUCACCCUGACCCCUCAAAAAACUUGCACCGAUCGAUGUCUAAAGAAAUGCCAUAAAUCAUAUGUUUUCCCAUCUCAAUUAUCCUAAGUAUAAUUUAUGUACUUUUUAUUGUUGAAAUAUAAAAUUUAUUGAUCGACAAAGAAAAAUAUAAUUACAUGGUUAAAAGUGGAA